AUGCGCUCCACUGUUUCUACCACCCUCGCCCUUGCGGCUCUGACCGCCUCGGCCCUCGCCAAAACCGACCUCGGCGGCUGCGUCUCCUCCUCCACCCGCGACGCCUACAACCAAGCCUCCAUGAUCUGGUACGUCCCGUCAUCCGGCGAGAUCUGCGAGCUCCUCGACUGCGGCGGCGGGCGCGCCCCGGCCAAGACCACCGUCCCGGGCUGCGGCGCCUAUCAGGGCACCGCGACGUACAGCCCACGGUUUCUGCCGGGCUGGGGCGCCGGGCCCACCAGUGCCGCGGCGGCGACGAGCGCCGAGGCUGUCGUGACGAGCGCGCCUGUGGAGACGAGCGCGGCGGCUGUGGAGACCAUGCCGACGUUCGCGGAGACUAGCGCACCGGCGGCUGUGACGAGCGAGGCGGCGACGAGCGCGGUGUUCUCGAGCGAGGGCGGCAUGGAGGUCAUGCCUAGCUAUACCGACGUCGCUAGCAGCGCUGCGGCUGUUACGUCUGUGGUCGAGAGUUCCGCACCUGCCGCAUCUUCUCACGCGGAGAUGUCGUCAAUGUCCACCCUCACGACCGUGCCGGCUGGUGCUGUUACCUCCCACGCUGCUUCUGCGUCCUCGGUGGUGGCAAUGCCGAGCAGUGGCACCUCGACUGUUGGGGGAGGGCGCAACGCGACUGUCACCACGCCUGCGGCUUCUUCUUUCACCGGCGCUGGUGUACCGCUUGCGGGAAUCAAUGGCGGGUUCGCGGGAUUGGUCGUUGGUGUUUUGGGCUGGUUAGCAAUGUUGUAG
This is a messenger RNA of Coniosporium apollinis CBS 100218, 783 nucleotides long. RefSeq lists its product as uncharacterized. Bases 1 to 783 code for a protein of 260 amino acids. The record is from RefSeq and is a predicted model, not a curated record. The transcript has a single exon. NCBI's taxonomy places the organism in Eukaryota, Fungi, Ascomycota, Dothideomycetes.